Molecule: messenger RNA, 2331 nt
Organism: Ctenopharyngodon idella (grass carp)
Lineage: Eukaryota; Metazoa; Chordata; Actinopteri; Cypriniformes; Xenocyprididae
Gene: tmem165
Product: transmembrane protein 165
Exons: 6
Coding region: 179-1096 (305 amino acids)
Biological process (GO): calcium ion transmembrane transport; Golgi calcium ion homeostasis; Golgi calcium ion transport
Cellular component (GO): Golgi apparatus
Molecular function (GO): manganese ion transmembrane transporter activity; calcium ion transmembrane transporter activity
Source: RefSeq, a predicted model, not a curated record
GUCAGUUUUCAACCGACAGUUUUGCUUUAUCCUUUGGCGUCAGUCUCUUAGAAAAAGAUGACUACGGUGGGCUAGCAAGAUCGGAACGACAAAACGUUAAUGUUUAUAAAUUAGCGGUUUUAUUAGCUUAAUUUGCAGAGUAAUAACACAAAAGAAGCUGCGUUAGCCAUCCGUUAAGAUGCCUCUCCGGGCCGGCGAGCGGCAUGGCGGUGGCAGGUUUAAAUGCUUCCUUGUUCUACUUAACAUCGUGUUGUUUUCAACCGGAGUUACAGCAACUCAAGAAGAGAAUAAAGUCAUUCACGUAGAGCAGCCCGCGGAGCUGCAGAAGGCAACCACCGGUCAUGCUCCCGGCCCGGAAGUGAUCAUCAAUGAACCCAAUAAUGGAAACCUUGGGUUUAUUCAUGCCUUCGUGGCAGCUAUCUCGGUUAUCAUUGUCUCUGAACUGGGAGACAAGACGUUCUUCAUUGCAGCCAUCAUGGCUAUGCGCUACAAUCGCCUCACUGUUUUGGCGGGUGCCAUGUUGGCUUUGGGACUCAUGACAUGUCUGUCAGUCCUGUUUGGUUACGCCACCACCAUUAUCCCACGGAUCUACACCUACUACAUAUCAACAGCGCUGUUUGCCAUCUUUGGGGUGAGGAUGCUGAGGGAGGGACUGAGGAUGAGUGCUGAUGAAGGGCAAGAGGAGCUGGAGGAGGUCCAGGCUGAGAUAAAGAAAAAAGAUGAGGAGCUUCAGCGCUAUAAGAUGGCCAACGGCGCACCAGAUGUGGAAGCGGGGUCGACGGCGAACUUGUUGCCUCAGAGGAAGUGGCACAGUGUGAUCUCACCCAUAUUCAUUCAGGCACUCACCCUCACCUUCCUCGCCGAGUGGGGUGACCGCUCUCAGCUUGCAACCAUUGUGCUGGCUGCAAGAGAGAAUCCAUUUGGAGUAGCAGUUGGGGGAACUUUGGGACACUGUCUGUGCACAGGACUGGCUGUUAUCGGUGGAAGGAUGGUGGCUCAGAAGAUCUCUGUCAGAACCGUUACAAUCAUUGGUGGGAUCGUUUUCCUUGCCUUCGCGUUCUCUGCCCUCUUUAUCAAGCCCGAUUCUGGAUUCUGAUGGAUGAAGUGACUCUUUGUUUCAUUUUGUACAUACAGUCACCACAGUACAACACAGAAGAAGUGGAACAGAGAGAGACUGCGGAUGCACAAAGACUGCAGAUAGCUUGUUUGUUUAUUUGAGUGAAUCUCUUUUGUGUGAAUGAAAGUAUGACUGACUGAAUGAAUGAAUGAAAAACAGUUAACUGCUCAUGUCUUAAUGAGCAUUUCAAUUUUUUGCUUAAUCCCUCAUUUUUUGUCUUUCUUUACUUUCAACCAGACAUUAUUCUGUUUUUAGGUGAUCUUUAUUUCUCCAGUAUGCCACCUAACAGUAUACUUGAACUUGCCAGAUGUUUGUCGUUGGACAUAGUAACAUUUUAAAUAACAAAUCAUGAAUCUUGUUUCUAUAUUGUUUUACCUCUGUUUGAGCAGUGCACUAUGGAUAAAUGCUGGCCUGGGUCCAGUCUAUUUUAUUUCAGUUCAAGCUUACUUGACUACAACAGAUGUGAAACUACAACCAAAUGAAGACGAGCACCGUUACCCUUCCCUAUGACAUCUUGUGCCGUCUACCCACUGCACAGCAGUAAAUCUACUCGUGUCUCAGGAGUAUUUAGUGGAUAAGAACCUCAGCAAUAUAACAGUCAUAUUCCCUCAUCAAUGACAAACUACAGUUCUGAAUUGAACACUGAAGAAUUCUUUAGGAACUGCCUGGUGUCUUAACUGCCUGUUGAUGGUUUGUCCUUUAUUCAUACCAUAUUACCAAAGGCUCGAAAUGUAGUAUAAAAUGAUGUGGGUUCAUCAUCACAUUACAUCACAUGUGGCCUUUAAACCCAGUCAUGGUAUUUACUGGUCAUCAUUGUGCACUCAUAAAUGCAUCGGUGUUCACUCCUCCCCUCUGCGUCACUGGUCAUAAAGUGCUAAGAACAGUCAUGCUUUCACAAACUUCCCUGAAAGAGGCACACAGCAUUUAGUGUGCAGUCUCUUUCUCAAGAAAUCGUAACUAUCAUUUCUGAAGUCUGCCCUUUUCCUCAGAACUGUUUUUAUUUAUUCUACUGUGGAGCACAGAUACUGAUAUUUUGUCAUGGUUGAAGAAUUUGUUCAGUUGAGAAGAUGGGGGUUCUUUUUUUUUUUUUUUUUUGUAACAUUUUCAGGGUGACUUUGUCAAUAUUUGACAGGGGUUAAAAAGUGUGAUGAACUUUAGAGGAACUACAAAAAUGUUAUUCCUGUAAAUAUUGAAUAAAAAGGUCAGUCUCAGUC